GCUCACUUGACCGCAGUAAGCAGAGCGAGUGGAUUUUUCUGUUUUUUCAUUGGCAAUUACAGCGAGAAGUCAUGCAACGCUAUUUUCCCCUGAUAACUUGUCGUUUGUUGCUAAUAUCUGCGCUUCUAUUUGCCAGAGAAGCUGACGCUCUAAAGGUGCUUGGUGGAAGUGUGACAGCGGUUCAAGGAGGUACGGCCAUCUUACCGUGUCAUGUCAUUGACACCAAUGAUGACCUGACACAGAUUACCUGGCAAAGGAAGACUAGAAAAAACCCUCAUAAUGACAAUUUUAUUACUAUCCAACCCAGAAAUGGACUACAGUUUGUCAAUGGACGUGAUGAUCGAUUUAAAUAUGUCGGGAAUUUUAACAACAAUAAUGGAACUCUCCAGUUAUCCAAUGUUGCCCUGAAGGAUGAAGGCAGCUACACGUGCAUCUUCACCCUGUUUCCCAGUGGAAAUCAGAAGAUUGAGAUUCCUCUAAACCUGCUCGUGCCUCCUUUCACAAGUGUGAUGGACAAUCUUCCCACUUUGGGCACAGAAGAGGUUUUAUUUGCUACCUGCACGGCUGCUGGAUCGAAGCCUCCUGCAGAGGUGAGGUGGCUCACUGAUGCUUUGGGAGACAAAGUGAGGACAACAACAAACUCCACCCAGUAUGACAACGGUACGACUACCACAGUCAGCUCUCUGUUUGGUGUUCCUACGAGAGAGAUUAAUGGUCACCAGAUCCAGUGUGUUAUCAGUGGUGACUCCCUGUCUGCAGAAGAAACCCUGGCCUUCACCAUACAGGUCUACUUUUCUCCUACAGAAGUGAAAAUUUCAGCAAUUUCAGAGGAUUCAUUUGAGUGUGUGACAGAAGCUAACCCAAAUGCAAAAUUCACCUGGAUCAGAUCUGGCCAGUCUUUGCUGGAGUCUGCUGUCAAAGUAGACGGUGCAAACCUACAACUGCUCAGCCUGACGUCUGAUCUAAAUGGACUCUAUCAGUGUGAAGCAUCUAACGCAUAUGGAAGUAAACACGGUCAGCUCUAUGUGCAUGUGACAUCAGGAACAAGCCGUGUUGCCUGGGCAUUAUUUCUUGUUUUGCUUUCCCUGAAUGUUGGGGCUGCAGCAUGGUACUUUUAUAAAUCUGGACGUUUUAAAAGCUGUGGGAGCAAAUAAGGGACAACAUCUGGACCGAUGCCUCCACCAACGUGUCAUUCCACAGUCAACUGGUAAACAUACAGAUGAAUAGAUGGAGGUAUUUGGUAACAUUUCCUACCCGCGAAUCCCUUUUAUUUUGUGAUUCAGGUUUAUAAAUGUUUUUGUCUUACUUUAAAAUUGCAGUAAUUGCAUAAAUACACGCAAAACAUUGGUAACUGACUCCCACUCUCCUUGCAUGUCACUCCCACUGCCACAGCAUUUUGGAUGUGGCUUUUACUGCCUGUUCCUGUUGUCAUGAACAACUUAAGCAGUAUUUGGGAUCCAUACUGUUUCCACCAACAGUUUGAAGUGCUUUCAUCUGCAGUUGGCUGUUGAUAGCAGUUAUAUUAAUGUGGUUACAGCUGUUUUUGUUUUUCCCCAUCUACUUAUUAUUACUACCCUUCAUGAAGGGUAGCAAUGUUAAUUGUAUAUUUUUAGGUUUAAAAUGUACAGUACCAGCACAAGUUUAGACACACAGCCUGUUCAUCAGCAGUACACCACGAAAGCCCACGCAGACAUUGGGUUCAAAACAGCUCGCAGACAGUACAAACACUCACACCAGACAACACCUUGAAUGCAGUAAUCUGUCUGUCUGGUGUAUAAUUACUACUGAGCAACCAAAGCUGAGGGUGCAAACACUUGCUCUGUAAUUUCAACCAGUAUCAUUAGUAUAUAAUUUUAUAACUAUGCAGCCCUGCCUUUGUCCUUUUUUUUUAAAAAAAAAAAAAGGAAUCUCAAUCACUCAUCAGGGACUUUUUUAUACAGAUAAAAGAUCCUCCAUUUUGCCAGAUUUAUUAUUUUAGGGUUUUGUUUUUUUUUAAUUAAAUGGUAAAUGGCUUGUAUUUGUAUAGCGCUUUACU
Molecule: messenger RNA, 2035 nt
Organism: Maylandia zebra (zebra mbuna)
Lineage: Eukaryota; Metazoa; Chordata; Actinopteri; Cichliformes; Cichlidae
Product: nectin-4
Biological process (GO): heterophilic cell-cell adhesion; homophilic cell-cell adhesion
Cellular component (GO): adherens junction
Source: RefSeq, a predicted model, not a curated record